GUGGACGUGAUUCCUGGAUGCUAAGUGAGCCGGCGAUGUAUGUCAGCGGAGAUAUAUAAACAUUUGUUAUUGGCUCUAUAACUUCACUCCAUCGUGCAUCCAUGCUGUAAACAUGUAUUUAUACACUGUCCACAUUAAGCGCCCUCCCUAGAUUGCAACACGAUGGACCUGUUGCCGGAUGAACUGCUUGUAAAUAUCUUCCGGCACCUUCCCGCCAGAGAUUUGAUCGCGCUUUCCUUUUUAUGUCGCCGAUUUCGACGAUUGCUUGAUUCGGUCCAGUUCAAUCGGUAUGUCUCCUUUAGGAAUUCAUGGGGAGUACCAGAGGGUAUGAUAUGCCAAUACAUCGUGAAGCAUGCAAACAUCCUUACGUCUUUAAACCUGUGCAACUGUUAUUGGAUGACAUCUAUUGGUACUACCUUGCUGAAACUGAAGCAGUUGAAAGCCCUAGACAUAAGGGGUUGUUCAUUGCCCCUUGAGAUAUGUCUUAAAGUUGUCGAAAGGAACAGUCACUUAACUGAUUUAGGCUGGUCCGUUGACAAGCAAACCAUGAAGCUAUGUGAAGCAGAACACAUGAACCCUGCUGAUAUUUCUGAAAUUCACAAAAAAGUAUACAGGGUAUUUAAACAACUAAUGUCACUAAAACUUGACUUCUUUUUCGGAAAGUCUGGUUGUUUUCAAUAUGAAGACUCACUUUGGUGGAUUUUGUGUUGCUUUCUUUUUAAACUGAAACUGAAUUUCCUUGAGUUAGCUUGGCCUGAUGGUUCCAUGGAGCAUUUAAGAACUACUCAUGAAGCUGCACGAAUUACUAUCCAAUGUACAGAUGAUAAAAAGGAGAGACUGUUUGAAUUCAUAGCUGAAGGUCAGGGAAUCAAUGAAGAUGACAGGCACCUGCUUGAGGCCUGGCUACAUCAUUUUCCUCAUUUUCAGUUCACACCUGUAUGCAGGCCCGAUAGAUUACUUUGGAUUUGCCCAGUCUUUAAAACACCUUUAAAACUUCUAAGGUCCAACAAGCAGUUUGUCUUCAGUGCAAUAGUAGAAUCAGAUGAUCCGAUCUGUGUUGAUAUGGCAUGUUCUCCUCAGCUAAAACUGACUUCAACUAUAGCAAAAUCCCUCAGAUAUCUGAAUCUUGCAAAUGCUGUCAUUGAAGAUUGGGAUGAUUUUAAAGGUUUGGAUUUCCCCAUGUUACAAUCAUUGAACCUGCAAGGGACCAGCUGCUUGCUAGACUCUGUUGGAAAUUUGAUCAGGUUAAAACACCUCAACUUGGCCAAUGUCAGCUAUCAUAAAUCCCAGAUGACCCUGGACAGGCACACAUUGCUUAGUUCAUUGUCUUGCUGUACAUCCCUGGUAUCUCUUGCACUGCCAUCUUGUUGGGCUAGUAUCCCUUCUGGAAAAGAGGGGAAAACUACUAAGCAAGUUGGCUGGAAACACAUGCUGAAUGAUUUUGAGCUGAUCCAUGAGAAGUUCAAAUCAAUACUUGGAACAAACCACCCAGUCAACCUCCAGAUUCCACAAAACCAAGUGCACAUGAUGAAAGCUCUAUGCAGUUGUAAAUUGUCUCCAGAUGUACUUACAACGUUAAACAACUGGGAGUUUUUGCACAGGCUAACAAUAGCAGGAGUCACAGUACCUGGAAAUGCAAGUUUUCUUGUGAACAUUGCCCAGAAGUGCUCCCAGUUAGAAUUCCUAUCUUUGGCAAAUCUGACUCCAGCCCUGUCUCAUUCUUCUGGUGUGUCAAACUUGAUGAAAGCACUGAGCCACUGUCACAAACUGAAAGACUUCAGACUCGAGCAGAAGUAUUUUGACAUUAGCUGUCGCUUCCAGUCCUCCUUAGCUGCUGCUUCUAGCCUGGAAAGAGUUUGUCUGAUCGCUAAAAAUGGCAAGCUGGAAAAGAAGGGGGUCAUUCCAUGGCUGACAAAGUGUCGCAAGUUAAUAUUCGUGCAGAUUUUCUGUGAUGUUUCUAAGAAGGACAUAGCAGACACAAGAAGGCUUGUGAAAACACGGUUUUACAAAAAGCGUGCUGGGCUAACUGUGGCCGUGUAUAGUUACACCGAAACAUCCGGGACAUCCACAAGGUUCGACCCAGAUAUCUCCCUGACCACCCCAAAUGUGCAUCUCAAUGAAAUCACGCUGUUCUCCUCGCGAGUAGCCACAGACUGGCGCCAAGUGUACUGGAAUGGACAUUAACAUUGGGCACCCUGUCUUGAGGUUAUAACAUUUUGGGUAUCCUGUGGUGUCAUCCGCGGUAUGUGAUAGUAACAGAGUACUAAGUACUAAGAUUGUUAGAUUUGGAAGAAACUAAAAAAUGCAGGCUAAACUUAGUUUAUUAUGAAAAAUGUCAGCGUUUAUUAUUAUAAUUUUAUCAGCUUGUAAAAAGUCUUUUCACUGGCCAAGAUAUGAGAACUGAAAUGAAGUUUUGCUACAAAGUCACAUUUUGCAGGCAUGAAAUUAUAGAAAGAAGACUCACUCUGAUGUGUGAAUCAGUGUGAUUAUGGGCGUUGUCUAUGCGUAAUGUCAAGGUGUAGGAUGACUGUUUUGGAGCAUGCCGUUUGUUUUUUCCUGUGCUCUAAGUCGUGACCGCCAUCUUGUUUUUUUUUUUCUGGUCGGCGAGAUUUUCUUUCUUUUUUUUUCCUUUUUUGCUCUAAAUCACCGAGCAAAUGUCCGCAAGGUAUCCUUUGGUUAAAACACAAGUCAUGAUGAAAUACAUAAACGAAAUCAAGCGUGUGGCAUAGUUAGACAACCUCUGCAAGUUCAAGUUUGUGUAAUCACGUUGUGGUUUUCUUAUGCCUAGUGCACACUAGCGACAUAUCGACAUGGGCGCGCUCACUCAUGCUUAUCUUCGACAUAAC
Molecule: messenger RNA, 2846 nt
Organism: Nematostella vectensis (starlet sea anemone)
Lineage: Eukaryota; Metazoa; Cnidaria; Anthozoa; Actiniaria; Edwardsiidae
Exons: 9
Coding region: 163-2184 (673 amino acids)
Biological process (GO): SCF-dependent proteasomal ubiquitin-dependent protein catabolic process
Molecular function (GO): protein binding
Source: RefSeq, a predicted model, not a curated record